Gaeumannomyces tritici R3-111a-1 is the source of this 1033-nucleotide messenger RNA. RefSeq names its product methionine-R-sulfoxide reductase B2. Gene Ontology annotation, molecular function: peptide-methionine (R)-S-oxide reductase activity. The transcript is spliced from 2 exons. Gene Ontology annotation, biological process: protein repair; response to oxidative stress. The record is from RefSeq and is a predicted model, not a curated record. Bases 173 to 811 code for a protein of 212 amino acids. NCBI's taxonomy places the organism in Eukaryota, Fungi, Ascomycota, Sordariomycetes, Magnaporthales, Magnaporthaceae.
AUCAUCAGCCUCAGCUCCCAGCCUCAGACUUCAAUCAACCAAAUUCAACGACGAUUUGUCAUUCCUGUAAACAAGAAUCGACAGUGCCCGACUUUGGCAACAGUACUAAAGUUCGCUUGAGCCUCGUAACAACCACCUCGAACUCGAACUAUCACUACCCCUUUUUCUGUCCAUGCGCUUCUCUCGACUCUCCUCCUGGUUCAACGUUCUACAGGCGGCCUCUCACCUCGCCAGGGCCCGUGCAUACCAACACCCUCCCCGCUUCACGUCGUCAAUCCAACCGCCGCCGCUCAGGGCUUCCAUGCCGUCAAUUCCCUUCCUAGGUAGCUUUUUCAGUUCCACGCCCUCGUCCAGCAACAUGGCUUUCCCGGAUAAGAGGUCCGACGAGGAAUGGAGGGCCGUCUUGUCUCCAGAGCAAUUCCGCAUCCUCCGGGAGAAGGGGACGGAGCGGCCGGGCACCGGGGCUUACGACAAGCACCACCCGGACAAGGGCGUCUACGCCUGCGCCGGCUGCAGCGCCCCGCUCUACAAGGCCGACCACAAGUUCAAGUCGGGCUGCGGCUGGCCCGCUUAUUUCGACAGCCUCCCGGGCGCCGUGACCCGCCACGAGGACCGCUCGCUCGGCAUGACGCGCACCGAGAUCGUCUGCUCCAACUGCGGCGGCCACCUCGGUCACGUCUUCAAGGGCGAGGGCUACUCCACCCCGACCGACGAAAGGCACUGCGUCAACAGCGUCAGUCUCAAGUUCUCCGAGGAUGACGCGCCUGUCGGCCAGCCAGACGAGGCUGCCGCAGGGGCGAGCAAGGUCUGAGCGGCACAGAAUUUGUUCACUUUAUCUCUAUCCAGCUGCCUGUAACUUUCUCAAGACCUGAAAAUUGCUCAACUCUGUUUUCGCUACUCUUAUUUCUGUGUUUCUGUAUUUUCCGUAAUUCAUCUUGCUCUCAAAAUACACGUUACGCUUUCUGUCUCCUUCCAUCGUGCGUCAUCCCUUCCCUUCCAUCUCGUGACGCCCAACCAAAACACCGCAGCAACA